Messenger RNA from Penicillium argentinense, 255 nucleotides. RefSeq lists its product as uncharacterized. The record is from RefSeq and is a predicted model, not a curated record. Bases 1 to 255 code for a protein of 84 amino acids. Lineage: Eukaryota; Fungi; Ascomycota; Eurotiomycetes; Eurotiales; Aspergillaceae. The transcript has 2 exons.
AUGACCUCGCACCCGCAUGUCCAAGCUACCGCCGGGUUCCCGUCGGAUGGGGAGCCGGAGAAGGUGAAUUUGAUUUUCUGGGAAUUCCUUGGUGGGAGGAUUGUUACUGCUUUGAAUACGGCUAACCCACCCAAAGCUUACUCGAUCAGCGACUCGCGCCUUUAUCUUCCCAAGGAGUUCACGACAAAUAGCUUCAUUCCGAAAUAUGUUUCAUUGGAAUGGCAGAAUAACAUCGAUAACUGCAAGAUUGAUUAA